AUGGCCAGUGAAAUUGUGAGUUAUCCAAAUUUGAAGAUGUCGAUGGGAGGAGGGUCGAUGAAGAAAACAUGUAAGAUCUCGAUGCUGUGGAAUUGGUACACGAUUGACACUUGCUUCAUUUCUAGGACCUGGAGAAACGAUACUCGAGGAAAGUUUGCAGGCUCUUGCAUUGGUUGUUUUCUAUUGGUGUUCAUUGCACAGUGGUUGAACCGGAUUUCCAGACAAUUUGACAUUGAACUGGCGAAAAGACGAAAGUUCAAGGUAUUGAGCAAACACCAGGGCAAUUUUGGAAUUGACGAUGGCUCUUCUUCGUCCCUUUCUGAUUCAGCAAACAAAACUCUGCAGCAGCUUGCCAGUGAACCAGACUGGAAGACCACUUUGAGGGCCCUCGGUGCAACUUUAUCGCAUUCGUGGUAUGUUUCUUAUAAAGCCAAUGAUGAAUUCGACGCUUUAGAGCCACUGGUUGGAUGUUCUAUUUCGGUCAAAGUUUAUCCUACUGUUGUAGAACACAUCUUGCGCGCCGGAAUUUUUACUUUACAGUGGGGAUUGUCUUAUAUCAUCAUGCUGCUGUUCAUGUACUAUAACGGCUACAUCAUUAUCAGCUGCUUGUUGGGUGCUCUGUUUGGCAGACUAUUCUUCAACUUCGAACCCUUGGUGACCUGUGGUGGCGCCACUACAUUGAGCUCUGUCGCCCACGACAAAGAGGAGAACGACCGGAAGUGCUGCAUGUAA
Messenger RNA from Lachancea sp. 'fantastica', 732 nucleotides. Lineage: Eukaryota; Fungi; Ascomycota; Saccharomycetes; Saccharomycetales; Saccharomycetaceae. The record is from the annotation of a GenBank genome assembly.